AGAGAAUCGGAACUCAUGCAGUCUUGGAUUGACAAUACACACUGUAACAAGAGGCGCAUAGACCUGAGCGGCAGCUCUCCAAGAAGGGACUCCCAAGCCCAGCAUGCCAGGUGUGCACGUCGCUCAUGAGAGGGUGAGGAAUGGCGGCGGGCUGAUGUGUGCCUUUGUCACCUUGACAAAUGAGCUUGCAGACCCGCCGCGCAGCUGCACUGCCAAGCUGCUGACAGGUUCUGCCGCUCCAGUUGAGCUGCUGCUGUCUCCUGAGAUGGUGAGAGUGCUUCGGCUGCCCAAGAUUGGGGAGGGCUGUGUCGGUGGCGCCAAGACAGACAUCCACGGGGGACGAUGGGAGGACAGUUCGCGCACUCUCAAGCGCCGGGAGGACUCCCGGGAACGGCCACGGCGAGACGGCCGCCGGGAAAAGAGCGCGGAUGCCCCCACGCGCGCGCUGCAUUCCUCCCGGGACCGGCGCGCCUCCCCGGCCGAUGGCCGCCGCCGCCAGGCCGCGUCACCGGAGCGGAAGUGGCGGCGUACGAGGAGCCCUUCCAGGUCAGGGUCUGCGGCAGGGGAGCGGCACCAGGGAGCGAAGCCGCGCGCGCGCGCGGGCACCUGCAGCGCAACUUCCUCGGAAGCCAGCGGAAGCCAUGCGUCAUCGUCUGACGAGGAGGAGCACAACUCGGAGGUGGAGCAGGAGGACGAGGAGGAGCGCCUCAGGAAGAGGGCGCUGUUGGAGGAGCAGCUGAUAGAGGAGGAGGUUGCUCGGAGGGUGAAGGAACAAAUAGAGGAGAGAGUCAAAGCAGCCAUGGGCAGCGACGCGGUGCAGCAAUCGCUGCAGACUCGGCUGGAGGCCGAGCGCAAGGUCCUGGAGGAACAGGUGAAGAAAGAGCUUGAGGAGGAGCGGCAGAUUGCAGAGGAUGAUGCUCGCAGGGCACAGGAGGCCAUCAAGGCCAAACAGGCCGAGCUGGCCCAGAUUGAAGCCGCGCGCAAGGCCGAGGAGGAGGAAGCGCGGAGGAAGGAGCUUGAUGCGGAGGCGUCACUCGCAGAGCAGCGAUUCCUGGAGCUGCAGCGGAAGGCGUCGGAAGCUGCCGCGGCCGCCAAGGAGGAAGAAGCAAAGAAGAAGAAGGAGCAGGCGCAGGUGCUUGGAAGGAAUGGGGCGCGCACAAAGCUCUCCUUCAAGCUGUUUGGCUGA
Molecule: messenger RNA, 1186 nt
Organism: Coccomyxa subellipsoidea C-169
Lineage: Eukaryota; Viridiplantae; Chlorophyta; Trebouxiophyceae; Coccomyxaceae
Exons: 9
Coding region: 104-1186 (360 amino acids)
Cellular component (GO): mitochondrion; nucleoplasm
Molecular function (GO): cadherin binding
Source: RefSeq, a predicted model, not a curated record